GUCAGCGGUGGGCAAGCGAAUCGCCCACAGGGCCGCACUGUGGAAAUAGUAAAUUCGCAAACGCAUGGGAUGCAUUCACCUGGCGGGGCAGGCAUUGCAAGGCAGGCAGCCACCCGGGGGAGCCGGAGCGCCGGGAUGCGUGACCCGGGUGACCGAUCCAAUGAGUCGAUCGCCCAGGAUUAUUUUGACUGUGUCCUGUCUGAGUAAGCAGCUUGUCCCACUCAUCCUCUCGCAGUCUCAUAAAACCCCACACUUUCGACGAUACCCCCAUCACCAACACAUCGCAAAACAUGGCCCCCGCAGCAAUCUACGAGUCCCCCGUCGUUCCUCAGGGCCAGCCCGUCGUCGCAGCCGUGCCCGUAAAGGGACCCGCGCUCGCCAUCGGUUCCCCAGCCACGGCCGAAGACGGGAGAUACCAGUCACUCAUCACGAGCUUGCAGGAGACACGCCAGGUAGACAAAUACAUGGUAGACAGACUCAUAGAUGGCGCCACGACUCUGACGCCUUCGAGCUUCGCCUCCGUCCACGUCUCGCUCUCACCACCCGAGUACGAAGCCCUCGCACCGCGUCUGUCCACGCUCCUCUCGCAGCUGCUCACGGGCCUCGAGCCCCUGGGAACGCUGCACAUCCUCCACCUCGGCGAUGCACUCCCCUCGCUUCCCACCGGCCACGGCGCUUCCGCUCCGCCGGAAGACCGAUGCGGAGCGCAAGGCUCGAAGAAAGCGUUGUGGACGCUUAAUGCGCCAUCGACCCCGACCAUCGACGCUGAGAGCCUGCUGACUGCUGAGGACCGCGAGCGGCCGGAGGUGUGCCCACCGGUGACGGCGGGCGCACCGCGCAGGAAGAGGGCGUGCAAGAACUGCACGUGCGGAUUGGCGGAGCUCGAGGCGGAGGAGGUCAAGAACAGUAAGGUCGUGCUGCUGGACGGCGCGGAGAGCGGGCAGACGAUGGAGGUGCCGCAGAGUGAGAAGGACAGGUGCUGUGGUAACUGCUACCUCGGUGAUGCCUUCCGGUGUUCGGGCUGCCCUUACAGAGGUUUGCCUGCGUUCAAGCCCGGCGAAAAGGUCGAGAUUGACCUCGGAAUGGAUGAUAUUUAGACUGUUGGGAAGCACAGACUCUGUAUUAUAUUUCAUUGGUCCUAUGACAUCCUACUGUAUAUCUCUCUGUAGACAUCAUAACUUGGAAUUGAAGAUUACACCUUCAUUCGCUUCUUCGACUGAGU
Molecule: messenger RNA, 1222 nt
Organism: Fomitopsis serialis
Lineage: Eukaryota; Fungi; Basidiomycota; Agaricomycetes; Polyporales; Fomitopsidaceae
Product: cytokine-induced anti-apoptosis inhibitor 1, Fe-S biogenesis-domain-containing protein
Exons: 5
Coding region: 291-1097 (268 amino acids)
Biological process (GO): iron-sulfur cluster assembly
Cellular component (GO): cytoplasm
Molecular function (GO): iron-sulfur cluster binding
Source: RefSeq, a predicted model, not a curated record